Molecule: messenger RNA, 1071 nt
Organism: Chironomus riparius
Lineage: Eukaryota; Metazoa; Arthropoda; Insecta; Diptera; Chironomidae
Source: the annotation of a GenBank genome assembly
GCUGAAUUGUGCUGAAUUAAUCGGAUCGCUUUUGUAAAAAGAUAACAUUGCAAAAAAAAACUUAAUUUACAUAAAAAGUAUGGAUAGCAAGCUUAAAGUUAAGAUACAGCUCUUUGGGCAGUUAGUAAUUGGACCUCCUGGAUCUGGCAAAACGACGUAUUGUCAUAAAAUGUUUGAGUUUUACAAGGAAUUGCAACGAAAUGUAAGUAUAAUCAAUUUAGAUCCAGGAAAUGAGAAUAUGCAGUAUACACCUGAAAUAGGUAAAUAUCUACUUAUGCCUUUGAGUAUCUUAAUUUCAUCAUAUAAUCGCUUGCUUGUAGAUGUAAUGGAAUUAAUAACAGUGGAAGACGCAAUGAAGCAUUUUGAUCUAGGCCCAAAUGGAGCAUUAAUGUACUGUAUGGAAUUUCUUGAGAAAAACUUUGAAUGGCUUCUGAAGAAAAUGGAAAAAUCAUCAGCAAAUUACAUCAUUUUUGAUCUUCCAGGACAGGUAGAGCUUUACACACAUCAUCAAGCUAUGAGGAACAUAUUCCAAAAAUUAGAGAGCUAUGGAUAUCGCCUGUGUACUGUAAACUUAAUAGAGUCACAUUAUUGUAGUGAACCACACAAAUUCAUUUCUGCCUUACUUUUGUCUCUUCAUGCAAUGCUUAAUAUGGGACUUCCACACGUUAAUGUAUUAUCAAAGGCUGAUCAGAUUAAGGAGCAUGAAGGAAAAAUGCUCUUUACUAUAGACUAUUAUACAGAAGUACUGGAUCUACAAUACUUGUUAGAUUCAAUGGAAACAAAGCCUGAAUUUAAGAAAUAUAAGAAGCUAAAUGAAGCUAUUGUUUCUUUAGUUGAAGGAUAUAAUCUCGUCUCAUUCCAGCCACUUGAUGUGAACCGAACGGAAAGCUUAGCAAGAUUAAGAAAAUUAAUUGAUAAAGCAAAUGGCUACGUUUUUGGUGAUAAGGAGGAACAAAACAUCAAUACAAUGUUGGCAUGUGCUAUUGGUGCUGAAAGUAGUAACGAAAAGUAUGUAAAUGAUUAUCAGCCAUACUUAAGAGAAUAAAAUUAAUGUUUAAGAAUUUAGAUUUA